AUGCUUGCAGGCGUUCAUUACGAUGAUAUGGUGAGGCGCGAGCGGGCAGCAUGCGCCUGCUGCUCUAUGGGUCGUCUUGUCUUCGCUGCUUUUACCUUCUGGAUUCUAAUCUUUCUUUAUCUUGCAAUCAGUCUGUUUACCGUACAACUAAGAGAGAAAGAUACUAAUGAACAGAAAGAUUUCUCAAUGGAGCAUGAGCGAGCAGCGCAGGAUCUUAUGAAACUAAGACGGGAAAAUGAUGGGCUCAGAAAACUGCUGAGGAAGGAAACUCAGAAGAAAAUCGAGAUCAAAAAGAAAUAUGAACAUGUUCGCGCUAAACUGACCAAUGCGUGGGAAAAAAGGCAGAAGACGGAUCGACGGGCAGGAACGAGUCUGGACGAUGCCUUUGGACAGGAAGCACUUCAUCCCCACUUUUCGACGGAAUACGAAAUGGCCAGACGUGCGGUGCAUAAUUCGAUCUGGGAGCUCUAUUACUACCUCAACAGUCAAUUCAGUUGGCACAAGAAUCUUCCUUUCGAAAAUCAUGCACGAAACCAAAUGCUUUCCUUACUUGGCCAGUCGGCAGCGCUUGGAAACAUUGAUUCUGCCGACUACUGGCGAACAAAGGAAUUGGCUAAUAUAUCUGCAAAUUUUCACGAAUACUUCAACAAAAUGCAGAAUCCUGAUGACUGCCAGGCUGUACGGAUUUUAACAUGUGAUCUGAAUAAACGGUGCGGUUUCGGAUGCCAGUUGCAUCACGUUGCGUACUGUUUCAUUGUUGCAUAUGGCUCAAAUCGUACGUUGGUUUUGACUUAUGAUGGAAGAUCGUGGAAUUAUGCUUCAAGGGGAUGGAAUUAUGCCUUCCUUCCAAUCUCAAAAUGUUCAUUUUCUCAAAUUUUUAAGCCGAAUGAAAAGCAAGAAGAUUGGACAUUAAGCGGUGAUAUGAGAAACAGCAGGAUAUUGCAGCUACCAGUUGUUGACUCGUUGUCCGAUCGACCGUCCUACCUGCCACUGGCCAUCCCACAGUCGAUCAGUAACGAACUUCUGAAAUUACACUCCAAUCCUCCCGCUUUUUUCCUUUCACAGGUUUCGCUUUUACUCAAAUUUUGCAUGAUUCCUUUAAAUUUCUUCAAUGGUGAGACAGAUGUUUUGGAAGCACCGAUGAUAAGUGGUGACAGAUUUCAAGCAGGAGGGCUUGGCACGGUGAAAUUAACAUCUUAUUUUAAGGAAUCCUCAUCAAUAGUCGCCUGA
Gongylonema pulchrum is the source of this 1230-nucleotide messenger RNA. The record is from the annotation of a GenBank genome assembly. Lineage: Eukaryota; Metazoa; Nematoda; Chromadorea; Rhabditida; Gongylonematidae.